Messenger RNA from Exophiala spinifera, 462 nucleotides. RefSeq lists its product as uncharacterized. The record is from RefSeq and is a predicted model, not a curated record. NCBI's taxonomy places the organism in Eukaryota, Fungi, Ascomycota, Eurotiomycetes, Chaetothyriales, Herpotrichiellaceae. The transcript is spliced from 2 exons. The coding region runs from base 1 to 462 and encodes 153 amino acids.
AUGGCCGAUUAUUUCAGACGAUUGGCCUCACAUGCUACAAGGAAUCAUUUGGCCAUCGUUGAUCCAGUCUCGCCGGAAACAUCGACAUCGAUACACCACAGCUAUGCUCAACUGCUCUUGCGCGUCACCAUCUUUAGCGAGAGGCUCAUUACUGCCGCUCAGGAGACUCAGAGACAUCUUGAAGGCGCAAGGGUCGGGUUGAUGGUGCCUCCAGGACUAGACUUUGUUGCGUCUCUGCUAGCUAUCUGGAGCGUCAAGGCUAUUGAAAUCACCCACACAGUAACAGACUCUAGACAAGAGUUCAUCAUCUAUCACGCAGAAUAUAAAACCAAGAUCAGCCCACUCCUCCAGGGGAGAUGUUGUAUCGAUGUAACCACCAUCAUGCCCGAAGCGAGACCAAAAAAGGUUGUGGUGCCACAGUCUCAACGCCAUCAACUCUCUCCAUACUAUAUUGCUAACUAG